Molecule: messenger RNA, 17694 nt
Organism: Bombus huntii
Lineage: Eukaryota; Metazoa; Arthropoda; Insecta; Hymenoptera; Apidae
Gene: kug
Product: fat-like cadherin-related tumor suppressor homolog
Exons: 25
Coding region: 503-14926 (4807 amino acids)
Biological process (GO): homophilic cell-cell adhesion
Cellular component (GO): plasma membrane; catenin complex
Molecular function (GO): calcium ion binding; cadherin binding
Source: RefSeq, a predicted model, not a curated record
CGUGACGGACGCUCUUUUCCAGUGGUCGCCGGCUUACACGUGGAGACGGCCUUCUCCGGUGUGUCGUAGUUUUCUUUGUUUUGAUCGCGUGUGAUAUCGGGUGCACGACCUCGACGUACAGUGAAAAUUCGGUGUAAUAGUGAAAACAAACGAAUUACAUGCGGUAAUUUCGUUUUUUGACCGCGUGUACGCAACUCGAGUGAGUUCAGUGAGCACAAUACGACGCGUUGAAACACGCGUUUGUGAGACUCGGACGGUGCGUUUUAUUCGAGUCUGUUCGCCACCAACUACCUCGAUUUGGAUUACCUGAAUCUGAAGCAUCGGAACGUGACGAGAACCGUGAGGGAGAGAGCAGCCAGAGCGAAGCUCGACAUUCAAAAAGGUUCGGCCAGUUCAACAAGGACGGAAAGCUCAGACCACGGAGCCACGGUUCCCUCGUCUAGCCAGGGAAACGACGGAUUUCACUGGCAAAAACCGCUGACGAUGAGCUAGCGACACGACGAUGAGGAGGAUGAAGCAGCGCGCGCUGCUCGCCUGGCCAUGGUUGUGGCUGUGGCUGUUCGCGGCCACAGCGGGUUCCCCGUCUUCCGACCCUUUCGCGUCGACCACGUUUUCAUCGUCAGCCAGUAGCAGCAGCAGCAUCAGUAGCUCGAACGCCAGAUCGUUCUCUCCGACGCUACCGACAUCCACGUCCGCGUCGUUCACCGAAGACUUUCCCUUCCCUCCAGGUCACAAGUUCCGCUUCACUCUGCCGUUGUACAAUGUGUCGAUUCCGGAGAAUUCGAUCGGCAAGACGUACGUGGUGCCCGAGGAAAGAAUGGGCAUCAAACUCGCGUCGCCCGACUCCAAUCUCGACAUUCGUUUCCGUAUAAUGAGCGGCGACCGCGACAAGUUCUUCAAGGCCGAAGAACGCACCGUCGGUGAUUUUUGUUUCCUGUUGAUUCGGACUCGAACCGGUAACGUUGACGUGUUGAACCGCGAACGAAAAGACCGUUACGUGCUCGAGGUGCGCGCCACCUUGAAUAAAGGCGACGGAAAAAACCGGGUGACUAUCAUGGAGGCGGAUACCACGGUCGUAGUGACCAUCUUGGACACGAAUGACCUAAACCCGCUGUUCUAUCCGACCGAGUACGAGGCAACCAUCACAGAGGACACGCCUCUGCAUCGCAGCAUACUCAGGGUAAUAGCCGAGGACGCCGAUCUCGGCAGGAACGGCGAGAUUUAUUAUAGCUUCGCCGAGGAGACCGAUCAGUUCGCCGUUCACCCGGUCAGUGGAGUAAUAACGCUCACCAGGCCGCUCAGAUACUCGGAGCGAGCACUUCACGAGUUGGUGGUAUUAGCAAAGGACCGUGGAGCCCUUUACCGCAGCGGAGGGACCAGAAGAGCCAGCACAGCCAAGGUGACCAUUAGAGUUCGUCAAGUCAAUUUACACUCACCCGAAAUCUACGUGCACCACCUGCCAGAUAUCGUAGAACAAUCGAACGCCGAUAUCUACGCGAUCGUUCGGGUGGUCGACAACGACGAAGGUAUUCACGGUCAGAUCGCGAGUCUGGACAUCGUGGGUGGUGACCCAGCCGGUCACUUUAGGGUACGGCCAGCCGGUGGACCACAUUCCGGUGAAUACAAUAUCGAGGUGCUACAUCUGCUGGAUCGGGAGACAGCGGUUCAGGGUUACAAUUUGACACUCCGUGCAACAGAUCGGGGCGUUCCACAACGUUACAGCUACAAAUUUGUGCCCGUCCAUCUGGCCGAUCUGAACGACAACGCACCAGUGUUCAGUCGAGAAAUCUACGAGGUGAAGGUGCCCGAGACUGCUCCCAUCAACACGCCGGUGAUCAGACUGAAGGUGACGGAUGCUGACGAGGGGAAGAACGCGUUGGUGUUCCUGGAGAUCGUGGGCGGUAACGAAGGUGGAGAAUUCUACGUGAACGCGGAGACGGGAAUGCUAUACACCGCGGUGAACUUGGACGCGGAGAAGAAGGCGUUUUAUACGUUGACGGUGUCCGCGGUGGAUCAAGGGAACGCUGGAACGAGGAAACAGUCGUCCGCCAAGGUUAAGAUCAAUGUGGUCGACACGAACGACAACGAUCCGACGUUCGAGCAGUCGGAGAUGGAGGUGUGGAUCGACGAGAACGAGCCAGCCGGCACAUCGGUCGUGAAGAUCACCGCGAAGGAUCGUGACUCCGGCGAGAACGCCUACAUCUCGUACAGCAUCGACAAUAUUCAGAAGGUGCCGUUCGAGAUCGACCAUUUCUCCGGCAUCGUGAAGACCAAGCAGGUGCUUGACUACGAGACCAUGAAGAGAGAGUACUUGUUGCAUGUGCGGGUCAGUGACUGGGGCUUGCCAUACCGGCGACAGGCAGAGAUGCAGCUGCACGUGAAAGUGCGCGACGUGAAUGAUAACAGACCGCAGUUCGAGCGAAUCGAUUGUACCGGCCACGUGCCUCGAUACGUACCCAUCGGCUCCGAAAUCAUCACCGUCUCGGCCAUCGACUUCGACGCCGGCAACAUCAUCAGUUAUCGCAUUGUCUCUGGCAACGAGGACGGCUGCUUCGCCCUGGACUCGGCCAGCGGCGUACUAUCCGUGGCUUGCGACUUGUCCGAUGUCAAGGUUACCGAGCGAAUGGUCAACGUCACGGCCACGGAUGGAUCACACUUCGCGGACGUGAAUCCCGUACACAUGCACCUGGUAAAUGCAAAACGGAACCUAGGCUCGCAGGGAAGAAUUCUAACGGACCAGAGCGGCGCCUUCGAGUGUCGUGACACGGGGGUCGCUCGAAGAUUAACGGAAGCCAUCGCUGCCGCAGAGAGAAACAACAUGCCUUCCAAAGACGACGAAUAUGCUUUGACGCCAAGCAGAUACGGCGAGAACAUUCACGCGCCCGAGUUCGUCGAUUUCCCUAGCGAAAUAAAAGCCAACGAAUCGGUAAAGAUAGGAACGACCCUCGUCAAGAUACGUGCCAGGGACAGAGACUUGGACUACAAUGGGAAAUUAGUAUUUUGCAUAUCCAGCGGUGAUCGCGACUCGGUAUUCGGUAUCGAUCCUGACACCGGCGAUUUGAACGUCAUAGGCUACCUGGAUAGGGAACGCGAGAGCGAGUAUUUUCUGAACAUCAGCGUGUACGAUCUGGGCAAGCCACAGAAGUCUGCGUCGAAGAUGCUCCCGGUCACAAUUCUCGACGUGAACGACAACGCUCCGAAAUUCGAGAAGUCCCUGGCAAGCUUCAGGAUUUCAGAGACUGCACUGAAUGGAACGAACGUGUGGCGGGCGAACGCGACUGACGCGGAUCUCGGGGAGAACGCGCGCGUCACUUAUUCCCUGGUGACCGAGACGAACGAUUUCCGUGUAGAUCCGGUGACGGGCGUGCUGACCGUUUUCGGCAGAUUGGACAGGGAACGACAAGAGAUCUACGAGCUAAGAAUACGAGCGCAGGAUAACGGUGGCAAAGGGACCGACUCACCGCCAUUGUACUCGGACGCUUUGGUCAGGGUGACGGUCGACGACGUGAACGACAAUGCACCCAGUUUCGCGUUGUCCACGUACACGGUGAAAAUUCGAGAAGACGUACCGAUAUGGACGGUCGUGGCGGUCGUGGACGCGACCGAUCCCGACGAGGCAUCCGGUGGCGACAUCGAGUACUUCCUGUCUGACGCCAUGGAGAGCGAGGGCUACUUCAAAGUCGAUAAAAUGUCCGGCACUAUUAGGACCACCCAAAGCUUAGACUUCGAGGAGCGCCAAGUGCAUACGUUGACGAUUGUGGCGAAGGACAGAGGUGAACCAUCCUUAUCCUCCGAGACAAUGGUUAUCAUAGAAAUGGUCGACGUAAACGAGAAUCUACACGCACCGGUGUUCGAUGAUUUCGUCGUGUCCGCGAGUGUAUUUGAAAAUCAACCAAUCGGGACUUUAGUGACCACUGUGCGCGCUAAGGACGCGGAUCCGCUAGGAGGAGACUCCAGGAUUGGAUACACCAUUAGGGGCGGCGACGGCAUUGGGAUCUUCUCCAUCGACAACGAAGGUAACAUCAAGACGAAGGUUAUGUUGGAUGUGGAGUCGAAGAGAGGAUACUGGCUGACGGUGUACGCGCAGGAUCACGGAGUGGUUCCUCUGAGUUCGAGUUUGCAGGUGUACGUGGAGGUGCUGGACAGGAACGACAACACCCCGUUGACUGAAGUUCCAGUCUAUUAUCCAUCGGUUCUGGAGAACUCUCCGGCAGGUGUGAGCGUUCUUCAAAUCCAGGCGUUCGAUCGCGACGUCUCGCCCCAACAAUUCACUUUUUCCAUCACCAGCGGCAAUCCGGAAGGUUAUUUUCUCAUCAACUCCACCACCGGUUUGAUCACGACCAGCGGCCGGAAACUCGAUCGAGAAAACCAAGCGGAACAUGUUCUCGAGGUGACAGUCAGGGACGAUGGAAGGCCAUCUUUGUCCUCGACGACCCGCGUCGUGAUCGCGGUGGCAGACAUAAACGACCACGGUCCAGAAUUCGAGCAAAAGUUCUACACCGUUCAGAUCCCAGCAUCACCAUCUACCGACAAACCACUGUUCCAGAAAUCGAGGAACCGCUCGCGGGAGUUCGACCUUUCGAUCGAUACGUUACUAGAGAAUGGAACUUGGGAGACAUUUAGCCCCGACAGCUUGUCAGGAGAUCCUAUCUUCAGGGUACUCGCGAACGAUAAAGACAUUGGUGAUAACGGGAAAAUCCAGUACAGUAUCAAAGGUGGUCGCGGUAAAGGCAAGUUCAAAAUACAUCCAACUACGGGAAUGGUGUAUUCGCAACGUGGAUUUGAAGCUGGACAGGAAUACGAGAUGAUGAUAAGGGCCGCCGAUAGCGGAGAACCGCAGCGCAGUCAUCAAACACGGGUAUCCGUGCAAGUUGUCGAGGUUCCGAAGGAAUCCGAGAAUCCGCCAGUCUUCAAGACGAACAAUCAGACCGUCGAGGUUACAGAAAGCGACGAGGUGGGCUUCCUCGUGGCACUGGUUCAGGCCGCGGACAAAGAUGGCGAUUCCCUGUGGUAUGAUAUUGUUGACGGUGACAAACGAGAUGAAUUCUUCAUCGGUCGGGACAACGGAAACGUGCUGCUAGCGAAGAAGCUCGAUUGGGAAACACAGAACUUCUACAACCUGACAAUUCGUGUUACGGAUAGCGUGCACACUGCUGAGACUCAACUGCUGGUCACGGUGAUCGACAUCAAUGAUCACCGACCGGAAUUUACCGAGAACAUUUAUCACGUAGACAUUUCAGAAAACGUUGAAAAAGGCGAGAAGAUUCUACAGCUGCAUGCAACCGACGAAGAUGAAGACAAGAAAGUAUUCUACAGCCUUCACGCUGCCCAGAAUCAAGCUUCCUUGGAAAUCUUCCACGUAGAUUCCGUGACGGGAGCCGUUACAUUGAACGAAGUCCUGGAUCGGGAGACCAUCGAAGAACACGUACUUACCGUGAUGGUAAAAGACCAAGGAACGCCCGCAAAACGAAACUACGCCAGGGUUAUAAUAACGGUACACGAUCACAACGAUCAUGCUCCAGAAUUCAUCAGCGAGAUCAUCCAAGGAAAAGUCUACGAAACUUCUCCGAUUGGCGCUGCCGUGGUACAAGUUUAUGCUAUAGACAGGGACAGAGGAGAUAACGCAAAAAUAACCUACUCGAUUACCUCUGGCAACGUAGGUAACAUGUUCGCGAUAGAUCCAGACCUAGGUGUUAUUCGCGUGGCUCGAGAGCUAGAUUUAAGUGUCUCCUCUGAAUAUAUAUUAUUGGUGAAGGCUACGGAUCACGGUUCUCCAGCUUUGUCCAACACGGUACCUGUACACGUGAUGGUCACCAUGGCUGACAACGCUCCGCCUAGGUUCAUCCAGAAAGAAUUAUCCGCUGAGAUCUAUGAGAACCAACAACUGGGUACAUACGUGAAACACGUGGAAGCUAGAAGCACGUCCUCGUUGCAGUUCGAGAUUGUUCAAGGCAAUAAAGACGACACGUUCUUCAUGAACCCCAGUACAGGCAUCAUCGUGAUUAAGAACGAGCUAGAUUAUGAAAAGACCAAGUUUUAUAACCUGACGGUGGCGGCGACUAACAUGGCCAGCGCAAAGGCACACUGUAACGUAAUUGUCCAUGUUCUGGAUCGAAACGAUAACGCGCCCAGGUUCCUGCAAGCUACGUACAACGGAGAAAUAAGCGAAGGCGCUAGCAUUGGUUCCUUAGUACUCACUAAUUCUAGCACCCCACUGGUCAUAAAAGCAGAGGAUGCUGACUCUGAAUUGAACGCCCUUUUGAACUACGACAUAGUCGAAGAUUUACCUCGAAAGUACUUCCACAUAGAUUCGAGCACAGGUGCCAUUAGAACCGUAAUGGUUUUAGAUCACGAAAGCAUUCCAAAGUUCACCUUCCACGUGAAGGUUUCCGAUCUAGGGAAACCGAAAUUGUCUUCCGAGACCACGGCCAAGGUCAUGAUCGUAGUGACGGAUGUAAACGAUUGUCCACCCAAGUUCCUCGAAAACGACUAUAACACCACUGUACUGUUACCCACGUAUAAGAACGUCGCUGUGAUCCAAGUGAGGGCCGUAGAUCCGGACAGUUCCGAGGGUGUCCCACUCAGGUACGACAUCAUCGAUGGAAACAAAGCGCAUACGUUCGAUAUAGACCCCCAGACCGGUGUGAUCACGAUUUAUAAUCCAGAACGUAUGAAGAAAAGCUAUUUGCUAAGGGUCCGUGUCUCCGAUGGGAAGUAUUCGAACGUUUGCCAGGUGAACGUGAUGGUGGAGAACUCGGAGAACUCCGGGCUGAUGUUCCAGAAGGACGUCUACGAGGGUACGAUCCCGGAGAAUUCGACGAGGAUCACGACCGUCGCGGUUGUGAACGUUUUGGGCAGCGCGCUCAACGAGCACAUCGUCUUCAGCAUUCUGAAUCCCACCGACAUGUUCGUAAUUGGACCGACAUCCGGCGCGAUCCGGACCACCGGAAUUAGAUUCGACCGGGAGGUUUGCGAACAUUACGAACUGAUAGUAGAAGCGAAGAGUCAGAUGCCGGGCAAAGAGAAGCCAAGGGUGGCGCACGUGAUUGUGAAUAUCACUAUAUUAGACAUUAACGACAACUGUCCUAUGUUUGUUAACUUGCCCUAUUACGCCGUUGUGUCCGUAGACGCGCAAAAGGGCGACGUUAUUACCAAGGUACAUGCAGUAGAUAUGGACAGCGGUGACAACGGAGAAGUCAGGUAUGAACUGAAGAAAGGCCACGGAGAGCUAUUCAAGGUAUGUCGGAAAACGGGCGAGAUAUCCCUGAAACAGAAUCUGGAGGGUCACAAUCGCGAAUAUCAGCUCACCAUUGCCGCAUAUGACGGAGGCAUAACACCGUGCUCUAUCGAGGUGCCAGUGAACGUGAAGGUGAUAGAUCGGUCGAUGCCAGUGUUUGACAAGCAAUUCUAUACGGACAGCGUGCUGGAAAGUAUCGAGAUACAUUCGCCCCUAUCUUUGUCUAUACAAGCUGAGUCACCGUUGAAUCGCAAGCUCAUAUAUAGUAUAACUAAAGGCAACGAUUUCGAGGAAUUCGCUCUGGAUUUCAACACAGCCCCCGACAGUAACAAUGGUCCUUGUGUAAUCUACGUGGUGGACGAGCUGGAUUACGAGCAAAAGAAACAGUACGAGCUGACCGUCCGCGCGACGGACAGCGUAUCAGGCGUCUACGCGGAGGUACUCGUUAGCAUCCUGGUGCUCGACGUGAACGAUUGCCCGCCCGAAUUCACUCAAGACUCGUACAACAUCUCGGUCUCCGAGGCUGCGCCGUUCGGCACUUCCGUGUUGAGAGUCAGCUCCAGAGAUAACGACACCGACAUCAACCAACAGGUUCGCUAUGCAAUUCAAAACGACACGGAAAACAGCACUGACCUGUUCCACAUCGACCCGGAGGAGGGUGUGAUCUUCCUGAAGAGAUCUCUAGAUCACGAGACCCACGAAUCGCACCACUUUACGGUGAUCGCGAUCGAUCGCGGUGUACCCAGUCUCUCGAGCACAGCCCACGUCUGGGUGACGGUGAUCGACAUGAAUGACAAUCCACCCAAGUUCGAACAACCCUCGUACACUUGCUCGUUGUCGGAACACGCGGAAAGGGGUCAGUUCGUGACGGUGGUAUCUGCCAGUGACCCGGACUACGUAGACGACAAACUCACGUAUACGAUAGUCGGUGGUAACGAGCAACAAACGUAUAACAUCGACCAAUCCACCGGCAUCAUUUCGCUGAUCAAUAUGCAAAACUUUGGCGAGAAGAAACUCAGCAUGCUGAACGUCUCUGUCACGGACAAUGUGUACACCAGCUUCGCAAGAGUCAAGAUCGAGAUAUUGCCUGCUAAUAGACACAAUCCUACGUUCCAAAACCCUAUAGUAGAAGUGACAGUUUUCGAGAAUCAGUUGCCUGGCAGAUUGGUGACGAGUGUGAUAGCCACCGACGAGGAUUUCGGGGAAUAUGGCACGGUGAUCUACACGAUAGCUUCAGAUCUGAUGAAGGAGAUAUUUGACAUAAAUAGACAAACUGGCGAGAUCGUGACUAGAAAGAAGUUGAAUCGAGAAGAGCAGAAAUUGUAUGAAAUACCCGUGAUGGCUACUGAUGGAGGUGGCAGAUCAGGUUUCGUGAUUGUUAGGGUGAAAGUUGGAGAUGAAAAUGACAAUUCGCCCGUGUUUCUGCUGAGAGAAUACAAAGCCAGCAUUCAUGGAAAUUUGACUACUAAUACGCCGUUCCUGAAGGUGAAAGCUCAGGAUGCUGACGAGGAUGACGCUGCGAGGAUUGUUUAUUCGAUAUACGAACUGCAGACUUCGGAAGCGAAAGCGUUAUUUGGGAUUAACCCUGAUACUGGAGCGUUGUUCCUUCAAAAGAGUGCUAUGCCAUGGGAAAAUCAACUAUUUGAGCUCUUCAUUCGGGCGGAAGACAAGGGCGGGGCGACAACACAUCACGCUGACGUUCCCCUCAGCAUUUACAUAAUGGGACCGCAAGAUAUUCCACCUCUGUUUGAACGAAAAGAAGACAAAUUCUUCAUAUCAGAAGCGUCUCCUAUCGGAACACCUAUAACAAGGCUAAAAACCGUGACCAACACUACAGUCACAUACAGAAUAGUUUCUGGAGAUGAAGAUUCUCCACUUUUUAUGAUCGAUGCUAACGGACAAAUUACUUUAGUUAAACCUUUGGAUCGAGAGCUGAAGGAUAAUCAUUUGAUCGGAGUCCUCGCUGAAACGGACUCGAGUCCUCCAUUGACAGCUCUAGCUGAAAUUUCGCUCCAGGUGUUGGAUGAAAAUGAUCAUGCUCCUAAAUUCGAAAGUAAUCCUUAUGGUAUCAGUCUGGCGGAGAAUAUAGAGGAAGGAACAUCAAUUUUGAAAAUUAUCGCGCACGAUGAAGAUCUGGGUAGCAAUGGAGAGGUUCGAUAUUCCUUUGGCUCGGAUAUUGGCGAACUGGCAAAUGUCUUCACUGUAGAUACGUACACCGGGUGGAUAUCGACACUGGUUCUACUUGAUAAGGAAAAACAACCGGAAUAUAAGUUUCAAGUGGUCGCUACCGACAAUGGAAAUCCAAAGCACUUCGCAAGGACUUCUGUGCACGUAAAGCUGAAGGAUUACAACGACAAUCCUCCCGCGUUCGUAGACGAUCGUUACGAAGCAGCGGUGAACGAAGACGCUCUACCAGGAACGGUCGUGGUCAAGUUAAUCACCAUGGACAAAGAUUCGGACGUAAAUACACCCAUAGAAUUCUACAUAACGUCCGGCGAUUCGAGAUCUCAGUUCCAGAUUAGAUCAACUGGCGAAGUAUACGUGGCAAAGGCUCUGGACCGGGAAACGAUCGAUCGUUAUGAGCUCGAAAUAGUCGGCACCGACGGCAAAUACGUCUUCAAGACGCGUGUAACGGUGCAAAUACUCGACGUGAACGAUAAUCCACCAUAUUGCCUCAGGUAUCGUUAUCGAGAGAUCCUGUCUGAGGGAUCGCAUCCUGGCACGUACGUGCUCACUGUUCUGGCCACUGAUUACGACGACGAACCGAAUGCCAAGUUGCGCUUCUAUUUAACCGGCGACAAUAACGACAAAUUCUCAUUGGACAAAGAGACAGGCGUAUUAAAGACGGUCGGUCAACUGGACCGGGAAACUCAAGCGAAAUAUUCGCUCACAGCGCAUGUACAGGAUAGAGACAAACCAUCUUGGGAAUGCUCCUCUCAGCUAGAAAUUUUGGUCUCAGAUUUGAACGAUAACGCACCGAAAUUUACUAUGCAGACGUAUAGCGCUACACUGCCCGAAGACGUCGAGGUCGGUACCUUAGUAACCAAAGUACAUGCCACGGACAAUGACAUCGGCAUUAAUCGUAAGAUCAGAUAUGAAUUCAUCGAUUCUGCCGAUGGUCACUUCCUCGUCGCAGCGGACAGCGGCAUCGUUACGCUUGGGAAGCCGUUGGACAGAGAAACGAAGGCCAUGUACAACGUAACUAUACAGGCAGUUGAUCAGGGCACCCCUCAAUUGAUGAGUGUGACUUCGUUAAUUGUCAACGUGCAGGAUAUUAAUGACAAUCCACCGGAAUUCGCGUCGAAGGUCUAUUUCUCAAAAGUUCCUGAGAUCUAUGCAGUUGGAACGGAAGUAGCUCGAGUUCUUGCAACGUCUAAGGAUACUGGAGUCAAUGCUGAUGUUUACUAUUCGAUCGUUGGCGGAAAUGAACAUAAGAAGUUCCAGAUAGAUGCCCGUAGUGGCGUGAUUACUAUUGCGGAGCAAUUAGAUUUCGAACGUGCCAGAGAUUAUUUCUUGACGAUUCAAGCUAUAGAUGGAGGCAUUCCUCCUUUGAGUAAUCACGCUACGGUGAAUAUUACCGUGAUCGAUAGCAAUGACAACGCGCCGAUAUUCAGCGAAGUUUCAUACAGAGCUUCUAUACGGGAAGACGCAAAGAUUGGAGAAAAAGUUACGCAGGUAUUCGCAAACGACUUGGAUAGCGAGGAGAACGGGAACGUGUCUUAUUACAUCGAACGAGGUGACAGGCAGAAGCAAUUCUCGAUCGAUGAGAAAACAGGACAAAUUACUGUCGCCGCACCAUUGGAUCGCGAAGAAAUCGGUAAUUACGUGUUGGAGGUUCACGCCCGUGACAGCGGCAUACCUAGGCUAUCCAGCUUCGUGAUGGUAAACAUCGAGAUUCUAGAUGCAAAUGACAACCCGCCGCUGUUCUCCCUCUCAAAUUAUACCGCGGUAGUGCAAGAAGACAAGCCCCUUGGCCACACCGUAUUACAAUUCGUGGUCACAGAUGCAGAUAUUGAACCGAACGCCGCUCCAUACACCUUCGACUUCCGUUCCGGGAACGAGGGUGACGCGUUCAGAUUAGAGCAGGACGGUACACUGCGAACUGCUACCAAAUUCAACAACAGGGUCAAAGAUAAAUACGAAUUGCACAUACGCGUCUUUGACAACGGAAGCCCACCUCUCUAUUCCGACGCAUGGGUCGUGAUCAAAGUGAUCGAGGAAUCCCAGUAUCCUCCAGUAAUUACGCCUCUAGAGGUAGUUAUUAAUUCCUACAUGGACGAGUAUCCUGGUGGGAUCAUCGGAAGGGUUCACGCAACAGAUCAAGAUCAAUAUGACACGCUUUCGUACAGUUUGGUUCCAUCGUCUCCUAUCCCAAACGACCUCUUCAAAAUUGACAAAAUUGAUGGCACUUUGGUUGCCCUUCCGCGUCUCGAUGUUGGCGAAUACAGGAUAAACGUCAGCGUAACGGAUGGAAAAUAUCAUUCGCAUUCUAUCGUUAAAGUAAAUGUUGAUUUGGUAACGGAAAAGAUGUUGGAGAAUUCUGUAAUUGUAAGAUUCAGAGAAGUCAGUCCGGAAGAUUUUAUACUAAGUCAUCGUAAGGGAUUCAUUAGAACCGUGCGCAACGCGAUGAACUGUAGAUUAAAGGAUAUCGUUAUUAUCAGCGUCCAACCUUCUACAGACGAAGUGAAUCUAAUUAAAUCUCGCACUAUUCGCCAAACCAUUCACAACGAUCUGGACCUCCUAUUCGCGGUGAAGAAGAGCUCUACACCUUUGGGAUCACCGACCUUUUAUGGGUCUGAAAAUAUACGGGAGGCGUUAAAUCAGCGUAUCGAAGAACUCGAAGAAUCGACGAAAUUAGUCGUGGAAGAAAUUGUUAGAUUUAAAUGUAACAAAGAAUACUGCGUUUAUGGGGAUUGCCAAGACAAAAUUGUUCUCGACAUCACACAAAUAACACCUGUAGCUACUGACGUAAUGAGUUUCGUGUCCCCGCGACACAGACACAAGAUGGAGUGCAGUUGCAAAGAAGGAUAUGCCGGGAAUCAUUGCGAGGUAGUCGUCAACGAAUGCGCCAGAGAUCCUUGUCCACUGUUUAAAGUCUGCAUUCCCGAUUCUUCGGUCCAAGGAUACUCAUGCCAAUGCCCUGAAGGUUUCGCCGGGCAAACCUGCGAUAUUGACAUCUCCAAGUGCCAUGACGAGUCUUGCUACAUUCCACGAAACCCCAUAUCGUUUAGUGGCAAGAGCUAUGCUCGUUAUAGGAUCGAUAAAGCCCUCAUCAAACAGACUAUCGAGGACCGUCUCAGUUUAUCUUUGAGGAUCAGAACAGUGCAAUUGACCGGAAACUUGAUGUAUGCAGCUGGCAAGAUCGAUUAUAAUAUACUAGAAGUCGUGAAUGGAGUUGUUCAAUACAAGUUCGAUCUGGGUAGCGGAGAAGGCUUGGUUCGCGUGAGCAGUGUAUACGUGAGCGAUGGACAAUGGCACGAAAUCCAAUUAGAACGAGAAAGCAACAGCGCCAAAUUGACCGUUGAUGGAAAGCACGUAGCUCAUGGAUCUGCACCUGGUAUCAACGAUAUCCUGAAUCUUCAAUCUGAUGAUCUUUACUUGGGUGCUGAAGUUAGACAACAUCCAUCAGUUUUGGGCUUCGAGGAUGUUCAACGUGGUUUCAUAGGAUGUAUGGAUGAUGUCAGAAUCGCCAGAGUAUCGGUACCGUUACAUAUGAGUGGCGCUAGCAGUGUCGCUGUCUUAAAACGCUUUGCAAAUGUGGAAUUCAGCUGCGACGCUGCAACGGUUUUGGUGCCCCCAGGGAUCUGUGGUUCGCAGCCCUGUCAGAAUGGCGGAACAUGUAAAGAUUCUGGUGGCGACAACUAUGAGUGCCAAUGUCACAGCAGAUUUGCAGGGCUCGCUUGUGAAAUUGAUACCGAUCCUUGCGCCUCUUCACCCUGUCUCUACGGUGGUCGUUGCAAAGUCGUACCAGAGGGAGGUGACUUCACUUGCGAAUGUGUUGGACCAAGUCUGAGUGGGAAACGCUGCGAAUUCGGAAGAUAUUGCAGUCCAAACCCGUGCAUUCACGGUGGAGUUUGCGAGGAAGGCAAUAAUGGGCCAAUAUGCAAAUGCCAAGGAUUCAUGGGAGAACGUUGCGAAACAGACGUUAAUGAAUGCGACGCCAAUCCCUGCACAAAUGGAGGAACCUGCGUGAACGAAAUAGGGACCUAUAGAUGUAUCUGUCCUCCUAAUAUGACCGGAUUAAACUGUGGAAAUCCGGCGUAUUCUACACCAAUUAUAUCGAGCCACUUUAAAAUCACAUGGGAGCAUUUAAUGUGGAUUGGCGCUGCAGUAAUAGUGAACAUAUUCCUGAUCAUCAUAUACGUCGCCUACCGACGGAUCAGGAUGAAACGCACAAGAGCACGGACGAAUAACAUCAACAAUGAGACCAGGAAGCAAAUUGUUUUAAAUUCAGCGCGACCUCAUGAGCACGAGUUCAAACGGAGCUCAAAAUUGAGCAACCUGGAAGUGAUACAGAGAGAACCUCCCCAAUGCCCUCCUAGACCCGCUUCCUAUACUCCCAGCUCGAACAACGAGCCAGCCGCGUACGGUAACUCGGCAGCGGUGGCACUAAAUAAUUUAGACACGCUGCGAAGUUAUGGCAGCGCCGGUGACGAGCUGGAGAAUUUCCCGCCAGAUUAUUUGAGAAACCUAAAUCGCAGCACACCUGUGCCCCCUCCGUCCUUAACCCUCGCUAACCCAGUCGGCGGAAACGCUACAGGCAGCGACACGGAUAGCCUUCAUAAGCCGAGCUGGCAAGAGCAGAUGCAACUAGCUUCCUUCAUCACGGACACGACAAAGAUAAAAAAUGACCUGAAACGAGCGAGCCCAGUGGUACCGGAGCUGACCACUGGAGGACUUCUACUAAAUCCUUCUCGACGCGUGCCUCAUGGAGGUGGGACCUCCGUUGCCUCCAUGACGUCCAUCGAGGAUGAUCCUCGUAUAGUCGGUGGGUAUCACUGGGAUUGUUCAGACUGGGUCAGGCCAAGCCAAAACCCCUUGCCUAAUAUCACGGAGGUGCCUGGAAGCGAAGUACCAGACUCGUCCAGCUUCCACAGCAAUGAGAGUAACGAAUCAAACACUCAUCAGUUACCGUCAGUGCACGGCUCUGUAGAUCCAGCGAGGGACAUCGAGACGUUGAACGAAGAUCAAGAAUCAGAGUACGUCGGGGACUCGGAAUGCGGGACUGAAUUUUCUGAGCAGUAUCAGUGCGCAGAAACGCAACGUUUAAAUCCCUUGGAUAGCGGCGGCGAGGGAGAAUACAAAUAUAAAGGUUCCGAAAGUUAUCUCCGUCAUCCAAACUCUUAUCUACCGCAUUACAACAUCCACACGGACACGGAGAACGAAACAAAUCCUUUGAAUGGACGUCUUAGUACUUUAGAAUCCGACGAGGAGGAAGACGAUGUAGUGCCUUAUGGUUUCCCAAGCACCCGACGCAACCGAUGCCACAAGGGAGACGAGGUCGACGAAAUCGGUUCGGUAAUCACCACGCUCGAAGAGAGAAAUUCAUUAUUGGGCGGUGCAACCAGCAACAGCGACUUAUCAACCAACUUAUGCGAAAUUGACGAUUCCGAAUACGAGAUCGCCGAUCAAAAGAGUAAUGGCCGCUUGUGGUUGUCGGGGAAUGGUAUCACGCAGACCUCGGUGUGACAAACAGUGGUGCCACGACUUGAGAACAGACUGAACGUGAUCGUGUUUUUCUGUGCUUCUUGAACAAAGACAGUGCGAAUGUUAUGUGAAUAUACGACGAAAAAAUAUUGUACAUACGUAUUAUCGAAUCAGAGGUAGAGAGAAAGAUAGAAGGUCUGUACAGAGGCAGCUAUGAAUAUAAGGAAAUUGAUGAAUACGAGCUAAUUAAAGAACGGUAUGGAAAUAAUCACAUACUGAGCCAACGGUGUGCGCCGUUCGCACAUCGUACCUCAAAUCUCCUAUGUAGGUAGAGCUUAGGUACUUUAACGUACUUAAUUCAGCGAUCCUCGAAACAAUUCUAUUGAGCCGCAAGUAUGAAAAUGAACGUACAUGUAUCUGGGAACAAUUCUUGUUUUCAUACGACACUUACGUUAUAUAUUUCAUGGUAAUUAAAAUAGGGCCAUUUAACGAAUUGGUAAGGAAGUUGGUUACAAAACAUUGCAUAUUCUAUCGAAGACGCAUUCAUUUUAUAGACAAGUUACAUUCUGACGAUUUUGCGAUAUAUGGACCAUUAGGAGUUUCGUUUAACGGUAAAACAUCUUUUCAAUUCUACCAGAGGGGAUGAGGUUUAGUAAAAAAAAAUAUAUAAUAUACAUAUGUAUAUGUAUACAAUAUGAAAAAUAUAUGUAUACAUAUAUAUCGUGACAACUAUACGCAACUAUUACGAGUAAGAAAUUAUCUUGAUUAAGGAUAAAAUUUGUUACUUGAGAGAAGUAAAUUUAAUCACGACCGCGUUGUCAGACCAAUGACUAUUAUUUAAUGACCUAUCGUUUAAAUUUAAAACUUAUCCACAACUAUAAUUCCACUGCAAAAAAAAUACAUAGGUACAUUUAUGUAUUUUUACUAUUUGCUAACCGACUUUAUUUUGGUUACAUACGAAAUAAACAGAAGGACUACUUAAUAAUAUAGAUAUAAGUACAGCAUAGUCUAGUGAGUAAAUGAAUUGACUCUAGUGAAAAAAACAGUGCUCUGCUUCUAGGGCGAAUAUAUGUGCAUGUCUGCUGGCGUUUACUGCAGCAAAGCACAAUAGUUAAAGAGAUAUGAAAUAUUUUUACUGUGAUGAUAAUAAUGUUUAUACAAUGAUCAAAUACUAUGACUUGUAUGAUAAUGAUUGUAAUAUUAACUAUCCAACGUUUUUUAAAAGAAAAGAAAUUAAAAAAUCGCGGAAGAUAGUAUUCCAUUUCCGCGCGUACGUAUUGCUAAGUCAAUGUUCUAUUCGUUUAACUGCAUCUAUUUUAUUUUCCCUCUCUUCUUUUCUCAUUUCUUAUUUCGAACUUCUCCUUCCAUUAGUCACCAUCAGUUCAACAGACAUAACUGCAUAUAUGGUGCUACUACUUACAUCACGCUUUAACAUUUUUAUCUACUCGAUAAGACUGCUCAGCAAUGUGAAUCGUACGCAAUUCAUCGACACUCUUAUCAUGAAUUACAUAGUUCUCACGCUGUUAUUUUUCAUCAUGAAAAUCUGUCCAAGUAACGAUAAUGAAACAUUUUUUGAACUGCCAACUUAAUAAUAAAUGCCGUACGAACAAAGGUAUUUCCCUUGAUUAAUUUGUGUAGUUAAGCGUGACACACAAAGGGUCAAGAAACUGUUAUUUCUGUGCCUAAUAUCUUUUAAAUACCGUGUACUUCCAUGCAAGAUACGUUUUCUUUCCGUUGGACAAAUAUUUUAGCGGCAGCUUAAUUGGGAGAGGUGUACACGUUCUUUUUAUACAUGUAGAAUUCUACUGGCAAAUUUAUUGUUUAUGUUCCUGUUCUGUAAAGAAUGCUAGCCAUCUUAUUCUACAUUUAGUGGGAUAAAUCAGUAAACCACGUUAAUAAUAAUGUGAAACAGGGUGACAUAUUCUUUUUUUGUUUUGACCAAGAGGAAGAGAAAAUUGUCUUCUUCUUAUAUAUGUUUGAAACAGCUGUGCCUCUCCUUUCUGAAAUUUCAAUGCAAUUACUUACACGGAUACAAUUGAACAUAGACAAUUUAUUCUAUAUUAGAAUGAAAUAUAUAAGAAUACUGUACAGUUUUAACUUAACAAAUUGUAUCAGAAUCAACAUCAACACGCAAUGAAAAUUUCAGUUUGCGUCGAAGCACAGCGAGGUUCGUAACUGUUAAGAUUAGUUUUAUAUUUUACGGAUUAACAAUGAAAACAUAUUGGUUAAAGACUGUAAACUGAUGCGGAUGAAACGAGAUCAUCCAUUUAUAAAUAUUGUACCAAUCAGUUUGUAAUCACGUGGACGUUACAAAACAUUUGGUUGUAAAGAUAAAAAUGAGGGAGCGCAAUAUUUUAUAGAAGUUCUGACCGAUUAGCGAUAUUAAGGUUUGGACGAAACGUUUUCGUAAAGUAGGAUUUAAUAAUUUCGCACUAUUAAUGGUUUAAGCAAUCGGAAUUGAUCGAAACGAAUAUAUUUCAUUUGUGUGCGUUUACUUUUUUUAUUUUUCAAACUACUUAUUAUGGAUCUUUAUACUUGACUAUAAUUUAUAAAAUAAUAAAUAGUUCCACUUAUUUCUUAUUUUAUUGUAACUUGCCAUAAUUAUACGACAAUGAAGAAUGUAGGAAAUUAAACACGAAAAAGAUGUGGGUACAACUUCCAAAUUCACCGCAACUUAGCCCUGCUAAUAGGAUACAUAUCGAUAUCAUGAAAUCCUUCAAACAAUGAGGAACUUGACUUGUUAUAAUUAGAAGGCUAUAAUUAAUUUGUACAAGAUCAACCUAUUGUAAUAAAUAAUACAAUCUUGCCUA